AUGUCCUGGAAGACUAAGGAAGUGGCUCUGACUUCCCCAGGAUAUGGGAAGAGGAAACCUGGGGGCUUCGACCUCUCUGGCUGCGCCGGAGCCACAAGACGACUCACGGGAGAGAAAGAAGGAGGGAAGGGUGGGGGGCAGACUGAAAGAGAGAUACUGCCUCUCAUUGUACUCCCUCGAAGGGAAGAAAGAAAGAAUUCUGGACGUAAAGACGUGAGACAGAAAGACAUUAGGCCCGGUUUUUGGUUUUCGGACUGUGUGGAGAUGAAUCUUCUCCUCGGAGCUCUGAGUGCUCUUCUCUGCUGCUCGUUGUCCUCCUCACAGACUCUGGAUCCUGCUGGGAAGAACGUCUGCCACAAUAUCAGGGACCCGUCCACCCUGGUCUGUUGCACUGGAUGGCGUCAAGAGGGAAGAGAGUGCACUAUACCUGUGUGUGAGGGUGAGCAGGCCUGCCACAAGGAUGAGAUCUGUGCGUAUCCUGGAGUGUGUCGCUGCCCACCUGGCUUCUACGGAGCUCACUGUAAAACACGCUGUCCUCCUGAUUUCUGGGCACCAGACUGUCACAAGGUGUGUCAGUGCCACCCAAACGGUCGCUGUAACCCCGUCACGGGGGAGUGCACCUGCAACACCAACCGCUGGGGUCCGCUGUGCCAGUAUACCUGCAAGUGUGGCCGGCACGGUCACUGCCACCCCGUUCACGGAAACUGUACCUGCGACGAGGGCUGGUACACGCCAAGCUGCUCCAAGCCAUGCCAGUGUGCCAGUGGAACAUCUGUGGGGAUUGGCUGCGACCAGCUGACUGGUCGGUGUCAGUGCCACAGGGGCCACUGGGGGCUGAAAUGUCCUGGCGCUUGCAACUGCUACAUGUCGCCAUGUAAUCAGCGAACCGGCGUGUGUGAAUGCCGAGAAGGCUGGUGGGGACCCACCUGUGACCGACGGUGUAACUGUGAUCUCAAACACAGUAGCUGUAACCCAGUCAGCGGGCAGUGUGUGUGCCACCUGGGAUACCAGGGUCAGUUCUGCAAUCACCCCUGUGAAGACGGGAAGUAUGGUACUGGUUGUACAAUGAGCUGUGGUUUCUGUAAAGACAAGCAGCCCUGCUCUGCCACUGAUGGCACCUGUGAGGCCUGUGAGCCCGGCUGGAACGGGACACAGUGCGACCGCCUGUGUCCACCUGGUUAUUAUGGAGACGGCUGCCAGAUGAAGUGUCCACGCUGCAGAAACAAUGAACCAUGUGACCCAGGAACUGGGCAAUGUGGGAGUUGUGACCCUGGAUGGACUGGAGCCAGGUGUGAGAAGGCCUGCUCCAACAGGACGUUUGGAGACGCCUGCCGCUUCCCGUGCAGCCCUUGUUUCCACGGCAACUGCCAUCACGUGACAGGAAGAUGUGUCUGUCAGCCAGGCUUCCAGGGAGAGAGCUGUAACAGCAGCUGCCCUGCCCUGCAGUUCGGCCUCAACUGCUCCUCUGUCUGUGACUGUGGUGAGGGCGUCCAGUGCAACUCGGUCACUGGUGUCUGUCCCAGCAGUGUGCGAGGCUCUGUUCUAGCAGGUGUGCUGGUUCCUUUGUUCCUGUUGCUACUUGCUGUGCUCUUCUGCUGUUUGUGCUGUGGAGGAGGCCCUGUUGAUGGCAAAGACAGAGCGACUGUGGCUGAUGGAGGCUGGUCAGUUCGGAUGAAAUAUCACGUCUACAGUGUUCUGGCUAACAUCGGUGCUGCACUUCCCUGCAUCUCUAACUGGUCCUCUGGCCUGCCUCGUGUCACUGUAUCUCACCAUGACCCGGAACUGACAUUCAACCACAGCUUCAUUGAGCCUCCCUCUUCUGGCUGGGUGACUGAAGGGUCGUCUUUUGACAGUGACGAGGAGGAGGGAGAGGCGCUCUAUUGUGUCCCUCCAAGAGAGGAUAUUCCAGCGGUGGCGGGUGGCGAGUUCCAGGAGAUGAGCUCCAAGUGUAACAUGUUCUUGGACCCGUCCGGCUUCAGCAGCGAGGACAUCACCUCGCCCUUCAACAUCCCUCGUACCUCCAGCAUCGCUAAAUCCAAGCGGCCUUCUGUGUCUUUUGCCGAGGGGACCCGCUUCAGCCCCAAGGAGAGGCGUGGCUCGGCUCAGGACCCUGCCGGUCUCCCUGGACAUCCACGCAGCAAACCCAAGUCACCCUGGGGGGUUUUGAUGCUGUCUGCCCUCCAGAGUCAGGGAGGUGUAGCUAGAGCUGGGGAGGAGGACGGAGCUGAGGUUGAGGAGAGUGAAGAUGAGGUCAAUGUGCAGGCAACAGACAAUCGGGAAUCAAACUGUGAGGUCAGUGACCAGGAAGCAGACAGAACUCCAUCUAGGUCCACCCUGCAGGUCCCCGGGGCUUCAGGACGAAGACGGACUAUGUCCAACACGGCUGCUCAUAAGGGGCUUCAGCUGCCAACAUCUGCCUCUGAUGCUCAAGGCGGGAGCUCAGAUAAAGUCACCACAGUGUACGUGACGGUGGGUAAAGCAGGUCGGCCCGUGUCGAAGACGGAGACGAGCUCUGAAGGCCCCGUUCAGGCCAUGCUGAGACGGCUCGGCAGCCUCCAGAGACAAAGGGAGCAGGAGUCGAACAGGCCCAAGCCUAAAACAGCUGAAGGGAUUAUCAAACCACCGAGGAAGAAGCUCGGAGUUCGGGCCAGUGUGUGGGAGCAGGGAGGGCCGCCUGGAGGGGAAGUAGGAAUUUGCAAGCCAAUCAGAAGAAAGCAUGCUUCUCUAAACUCCUCUGACACAGCCGGUGCUAGUGACACCCCACCAUCAGAGGGCGGCACUCCUAAAAGGCCGCUGUCGUCCAUACUGAAGAGCGUGCCAGAGUUGGCUUCAGCUGACUCGGGGUCAGAUCUGAGGGCGGAGGGAGACACAGGUGCAGGAAGGAUCGAGAGCAACUACCUGACCGUGGGACCAGCAGGAGACGCUGCGAGUCUCACCGAGGUCAUUGCCAAUGAGGGUGCUGAGCCCUGCUAUGAAAACGUCAUGAUUAAACAGUCAUAACCUCUGAGAAACUGACAUGUCAGCGGGUCUGAUCCGAACACGGCUGCAUAUUUAUUAUUCUGCAGUUAUGAGAAUACAGACACAAAUGGAUGUUAGUCACUACUGUAAAUCUGCGUGAAUUGCAGGUCUGUGAUUCUUGAAUUAUGGUGUUACUUGUUAAACACUCAUGUUCACCCUUUUAGCCUAUCUCUGUAGAAAAUAUAUGAAAUGUAUAUUGUGGGUUGAAAGUUGAAAUUAAACAAAAACACAACACUAAUACAUACAAGUACUGAACUGUCUGGGCCUGGACUCAGAGGGGGUAAACAGACCCAAGGGCACACACUUCAGGGCUGUUUGAGAAAGACAAGGGCAAACAACAGCAAAACUAUCACAGUUUAUCAUCAAUAGCUGGCUGCGAAAACAGAGACGUGAGAAUAAGUUUUGAGUCUGCUGCUGGACUGAUGUUUGUAUUUCUUUUAAAUGAAAAUACAAGGAAGAAAAGACAGUAACAAGGUUGGAAUUUACAAUCAAGUGUGGUUCACUCUUCAUCAGCACUCCUUUAAGACAUCUGUCAAAGGCAGCUGUCAAAAAUAUAUUGUAGUAUUUUAUUGUGGUCUCUCAGACCAUUCAGCGGAGGUCAGAAAACUAUGAUAUGAGAAUGUUUUCACAUCUAUGACCGGCAGUCAAUUUCCUCUCGAGUAUGAACUAAGCUGUUCCUGCCCUCUGACCUCUGUUGACACAGUCAUGCUGCUGUUGGGUAAAAUCCACAUUAUUGCAAUUUUAGGACUUUUUCUCUGUGUGACCAUACGACAUGAUUUGGUGCAUGCAACUUCCUAUUUUGAUUUUCUCUGUAUAUAUGUAGACCUUUAAUAAUGAAAAUAAACAUUUUGAAACAGUGUGGAUACAUGAUUUAAAAAAACAUAGAUGUAUUGAAUAAAGCGGGUCAACUGAUGUUGACAGAAGAUGAGAGUAGAGUUCAACCAGCUAAACUUUGGCCGUGACGAGCGGUGUGUGGACUUUGAUUGAUCUCCAAUAUUUGUUGACGUUGAUGAGCAGCUAGUUAUGUGUUACACUCAACAUGUUUGACACACUUCUUCUUCUUCUUCUUCUUCUUCUUUUUUUUUUUACAGCCAACACAGCCUGUUUCAGUUUGAAUGAAUUUUCAAUCAUGUACAAAUGUAUUCCAGAUGAUCACAGCAAAAAUAUUUAAAAACAUUUGAAACUACUUCUCUGCCCCGGCGGUGUCUGAG
Molecule: messenger RNA, 4229 nt
Organism: Acanthopagrus latus (yellowfin seabream)
Lineage: Eukaryota; Metazoa; Chordata; Actinopteri; Spariformes; Sparidae
Gene: scarf1
Product: scavenger receptor class F, member 1
Exons: 12
Coding region: 1-3000 (999 amino acids)
Molecular function (GO): scavenger receptor activity
Source: RefSeq, a predicted model, not a curated record